Molecule: messenger RNA, 3738 nt
Organism: Ricinus communis (castor bean)
Lineage: Eukaryota; Viridiplantae; Streptophyta; Magnoliopsida; Malpighiales; Euphorbiaceae
Product: peroxisome biogenesis protein 6
Exons: 16
Coding region: 211-3051 (946 amino acids)
Biological process (GO): protein import into peroxisome matrix
Cellular component (GO): peroxisomal membrane; cytosol
Molecular function (GO): ATP binding; ATP hydrolysis activity
Source: RefSeq, a predicted model, not a curated record
AAGAGUAAAACAAAAUUGCCCCGUGCUGACGUAGAAACGGUUAAUUUUUUGCCGUCAACGUUCCCAAUUGCAAACAUUUCAUCGAUUAGCGCUAUUUCGCAGUUUCUAUCCAACUGCAACACCAGGCCAGCCUCUGCUUAUACUUCUUUUCUCUCAUUUUAUGGUUUCUUGAAGAGAGUUAGGUUUUAGAUUCUGCAGCUGCGGUCACCAAUGGUGGAGAGGAGGAGAAAGCCUCUUGUCCUCUCUUCAACUAAAUUCCUAGUCGAUUCUGUACUGAGUUCCUCGAGGAUUAGCAGAGAUGACUUGCCACCGAGGCUACUGUUCCCAGCUGGAAUUCUCCGGUUGUCGAAGGACAGAAUCGGAACUUUAGACUCUACAAGUAAGUUAACUUCUCUUGACGAUUCUGCUUUGGUUGGACUUCCUACAGCUGCUCUUAAGAAAUUGGCCGUCACUUGUGGUUCUCCGGUGCUUGUCAAGAAUAUUGAAACCAACAAAAGAAGGAUUGCGCAGGUUGUUAUUCUAGAUCCUCCCAGAAACCAUGGACACACAGCAUCCUGUGUUAAACAGCCGAAUUCGCACACAAUGCUUGUCUUUCCUUCUUAUAGUCUUCCUUCAGAUGAACCUUUGAUAUUAGAUGACGAAAUUGCAUUUUUGUCUCCUCUGUUAGCUUUUAACCUUGACUUGCAUAUAUCUUGUUUGAAUUCACUUGUCCAUCAAGGGAAUGAGAGGCUAGUGUCCCUUUUUAAUUCUAAAACGAAUGAUGAUACUUGCGGAGAAGUGAGUCAUCAUUCUUUAAUCAAUUUAGAAUUGGAACCUUUGGCUCAAUUGCCAAGAUAUGCUUCACAUUUGAGAGUUUCUUUUGUUAAGAUACCUGAAUGUGGUAUGCUUGAUUCUUUGAAAGGAAGUUCAUCUGUUGAAGCUGAAGAUCGCCAGGGAAUGAUUGAUUUGGCAUUACAUAACUACUUUAAAGUUGAUAGGUAUUUAGCAAGAGGUGAUAUUUUCAACAUUUGCUUACACUGGAAUUGCAAUUCUGUUAUGUGUCUUCCUUGCAACCAAAGGACACAAAGUACAAAUGGUAACCUUAUUUUCUUUAAGGUUGUGGCAAUGGAGCCAUCAGAUGAAUCCAUUCUUCGAAUUAAUUGCACUCAAACAGCUCUCGUGCUUGGAGGGACUGUUCCUUCUGCUCUUCCUCCAGAUCUGCUGAUUCAUGAACCCAAAGGUUUUGCCCCUCUUCAAAAAGACACAGUAAAAACUUUGGCAUCUGUACUUGCACCACCUUUGUGCCCGUCAGCCCUUUCUUCAAAGUUUAGAGUUUCUGUCCUGCUAUAUGGUCCAGCAGGAUGUGGAAAGAGGACUGUUGUUAGAUAUGUUUGCCGUCGAUUGGGCCUUCAUGUUGUGGAAUUCAGCUGCCAUAAUCUAAUGGCUGACAAAAAUGCAUCUAUUGCACUCGCUCAAGCUUUCAGAACAGCUCAAAGAUAUUCACCCACAAUCCUUCUUCUCCGCCAUUUUGAUGUCUUCCGAAAUUUAAUUUCGCAUGAAGGUUCACCAAAUGAUCAAGUUGGUCUCACCUCAGAAGUUGCAUCAGUCAUGAGGGAAUUCACUGAACCAGUUGCUGAAGAUGAUGAUAAUUACUCCGAUGAGAAGUUAAACAAUGAUCUUUCAGCCAAGGAUGCUGCAAAUGUAAGUAGGGGUCAGGUGUUGUUAGUUGCAGCUGCUGAGAGUUCUGAGGGCCUACCUCCGACUGUAAGGCGUUGCUUCAGCCAUGAAAUAAGCAUGGGUUCGCUGACUGAAGAACAGCGGGUUGAGAUGGUAUCCCAGUUACUGCAGAGUGGUUCUGAGCCCCUCUCUAAUUCAUGGCUGUUGACUUUGAUGGGUUCAGAUAGUUGCUUCUUGCAGACUGAGGUAGAAGAUGUCGCAAAGGACAUAGUUGGACAGACGUCUGGCUUCAUGCCUAGGGAUUUACAUGCUUUAAUUGCUGAUGCUGGUGCAAGCUUAAUCACAAGGGGUAAUAUUCAAGCUGAUGAACCUGAACUCAAGGACGUGAAUAGUUCUACUGGAUUCAAAUCAGUGCAAGAACAUGAGUCAUGCAAUUCUAUAGCUCAGAUGAUGGGGAAAGUAUAUCUGCCUAGAGCAUUAGAGCGAUCUAAGAAGAGGAACGCAUCGGCUUUGGGUACUCCUAAGGUUCCUAAUGUGAAAUGGGAAGAUGUUGGAGGGCUUGAGGAUGUGAAGAAAUCCAUUUUGGAUACUGUUCAGUUACCUCUCCUGCAUAAGGAUUUAUUUUCUUCUGGGUUGCGUAAGCGCUCUGGCGUUCUGCUGUACGGUCCACCAGGGACAGGAAAAACCUUAUUGGCGAAAGCUGUUGCAACAGAAUGUUCUUUAAAUUUUCUAAGUGUGAAAGGGCCUGAACUGAUCAAUAUGUACAUUGGAGAGUCAGAGAAAAACGUCCGUGACAUUUUUCAGAAGGCAAGGUCAGCACGCCCGUGUGUGAUAUUCUUCGAUGAACUUGAUUCUCUUGCCCCAGCUCGAGGCGCCUCAGGAGAUUCUGGGGGUGUCAUGGACAGAGUAGUUUCUCAGAUGCUCGCAGAGAUUGAUGGCCUAAAUGAUUCCACACAAGACCUAUUUAUUAUAGGGGCAAGCAACAGACCGGAUCUUAUUGAUCCGGCACUUCUCAGACCUGGCCGAUUUGAUAAGCUGUUAUACGUUGGAGUAAACUCUGAUGCAUCUUACAGGGAGCGGGUCCUUAAGGCACUUACCCGUAAGUUUACAUUGCAUCAAGAUGUCUCUCUUUACACAAUAGCAAAGAAAUGCCCCCUAAACUUCACUGGUGCAGACAUGUAUGCUUUAUGUGCAGAUGCUUGGUUUCAUGCUGCGAAGCGCAAGGUUUUGACUUCAGAUUCAGAGUCUGCUUCCCUGGUUGAUCAACCAGAUUCAGUAAUUGUUGAAUUUGACGAUUUUAUAAAGGUCUUGUCUGAGCUGUCUCCCUCCCUCUCGAUGGCAGAGCUUAAAAAGUAUGAGUUGCUGCGGGAUCAGUUUGAAGGCUCAUCAAAAUGAAACUCUCGACUUACUGCCAGAUUCUGCAUAGUCACAGUGGCAGCCUGCAAGCGUUACAUGCUAUGUGAAAUGAAGUGAAUUUUGAUCGAUUAUUUUAAUGGUACAAUAGAACUAAUACAUAUGGCACAGGGUACUGUCAAAGGAACUGCAUACAAUAUGUUUCAAUUGCAGCAUUUGGCGUAGUCAACCAGGACCUGAAAUGAUAAAUGGGACCGCAGGUUGGCACAUAACAUGCUUAGCUUAAUACAGUUGUGACCUGGUUGUCAAAACCAGGAAUCAAAUCCUUAUCAUCCACGUAGUUUUCAGAACGUCAUGGUGGUUGGAGAAAUUACUAUGUGCCUGUAAUUUUUCUUUUCCUCCAUAGAUCUUCAAUAAUUUCUGAGGAAGGUUGAAAUAUGAACAACAGUUGCAACAUUACAGACAAGAUCUGCUCACAGAACAAGAGGUGGGUGCGGCUGUCAGCAAGAAUAGCAGCUAGUUAAGAAUAUCAAUGUUGUUUUUAUUUUUAUUUUUUUCCAUUUGUGAUAAUUAGAUGAGAGCUGUAGUAUAAUGCUUAAAAGGCUUUCAGAAAUAAGCUUUUCAGGAAUCUUGAUAGAGUGAAGUUGAAGUGGGAUAGUCAAUGCUUUUAAAUUUCGGAAAUAUAGAAUUUGAAAAGGAAAAUGAUGCAAAAAGUAUAUUCCUGCAAAA